AAUUUUCUUCAAGCAGAUCUAGUGUGUCGAGUUGGUCCACAGAUGCUUUGGACUCGCUUAGAGAAUUGGGCACGAAUGAGAGUUUUAUGAGAGGCUGGACUUCGGACGGCAGAAGAGAGGGCAAUACCAAUGAACUGGCGGAGAAUGUUCAGCUGAGUCAAACUCGAGUUGUGGGCUUAAACCAUUUACGGACAACUGAAGGGGAUGAGAACACAUAUCAUGCACAAUCUGUGGAUCAGCACUUUGUGGCAAGAGAAAUGGAGAGUAAUGGGAACAAUGCUGCGAUUAUGGACAGGUUCAAGAGUCGGUGGUUGCGCAGAAUACGCUCUAUGACUUGCAUGACGAGUCAGCCUGGACAUGCUGAGAACAGGGGAAAUAACGGCUCCAACUCCACUGGAGCAGCUAAGAUCCAAAGGGUUAAGGUUCGGAGCAAUAGGAAAAAAUUGAAGGAGCUUUCUGCUCUGUUCAAGGCGCAAGAUAUCCAGGCCCAUGAGGGAUCAAUCUUAACCAUGAAAUUCAGCCUUGACGGACAAUAUUUAGCAAGUGCGAGAGAAGAUAAGAUUGUUCGAGUUUGGCAAGUUGUGGAAGAUGAGAGAGCUAAUGACGAUAUCCCGGAUAUAGAUCCAUCGUGUUUGUACUUCACAAUUAGUCAUCUCUCUGAACUUGCACCUCUAAUGGCUGAUAAAGAGAAAAUCAGUAAAUUGAAGAGUAUCAGAAAGACCUCAGACUCUGCUUGUAUUAUCUUUCCACAGGUUUUUCGAAUUCUGGAGGAACCGUUGCAUGUGUUCCGAGGUCACACAGCGGAGGUCUUGGAUCUCUCAUGGUCGAAGAAUAAUGUGAUGUUUGCUUUCUCCUCUGUUGAUAAAACUGUUCGCUUAUGGAAAGUUGGAUGCAAUCAGUGCCUGAAAGUCUUUCCACAUAGUGAUUAUGUGACAUGCGCUCAAUUUAAUCCUGUAAACAAUGAUUACUUUGUUACUGGUGCGAUAGAUGGCAAAGUUCGAAUUUGGGAAAUUAGUGUUCAAAGAGUUGUUGAUUGGAGUGGUAAAGACAUCAUUACUGCAGUUUGUUAUCGCCCUGAUGGGCAGGGAGGGAUCAUAGGCUCAAUGACUGGCACCUGUCGCUUUUUCAAUGUAGCAGGUGAUCGCCUGCAGGUGGAAGCACAGACGUGUUUAGCCACUAAAAAGAAGUCUCCUUGCAAAAGGAUAACCAGUUUUCAGUUCUUCCCGAAAGACCCGAGCAAAGUAAUUGUUACCUGUGCGGACUCUCAAGUCAGAAUCCUUAGCGGCAGUAAUGUGAUCAGGAAAUACAGAGGCUCACGAAGCUCAGGAAACCAGAUCUCUGCUUCUUGCACCUCAGAUGGGAAACACAUUAUCUCUGCAUCUGAGGACUCUAAUGUAUAUAUGUGGAAUUUUAAUCUAGACGACACAUCUCCAUCUCAGCCAAAAAAUGUAAGAGCUUUUGAGUGCUUCUCAGGUGAUGCCUGUGCAAUUCCUUGGUUUGGGCUUCAAACGAGGGAUUCAGAUGAUAUGCAGCAAUUGUCUGGAAUUGAUCGGAAUUCAACUGACAAACUGCCUCUCUCUCCUACUUGUUUCUCUUUGGGUCACGAGUUCUUCUUAGAGUCCAUACCCAGGGGUUCAGCAACUUGGCCAGAGGAAAAGCUUCCUGCUUCAGGCUCUCAGGUGGUCGCUUCUCUUCUGAGUAAAUCUCAAUACAAGUUUCUCAAGACUGCUUUCCAGAGUUCAUCCGGCUCCCAUGCCUGGGGCAUGGUAAUUGUUACUGCAGGCUGGGAUGGUCGAAUCAGAUCAUUUCACAAUUAUGGAUUGCCAAUUCCUCUUUGACAAAUGUCCACCACUGGCUUAGGGAUCCCCUCUUUGAUCUGACGGAAUAAAUGUCGAUUUUGGCAUCAUAAAACUCGCUGACUGCAUUCCAGUUAUUGCAGAGGGAUAUUUGACCUGAGAAUUGGUGUCCGAUGGGGCCGUUGGGAUUUUUCCGGGUACAUAAUUGACGCUUGGUGAGGUGUUCAAUUUGUACACUCUGUUCAAUUUACUGCAUCUGCCCUGUUGAGAGAGAUUGGUUUUAGGAUUCUUCGAUUUAUUAUUUGGGAGAGAGAGAGAGAGGAGAGGAGAGGAGUUCAUAUGGGUUGGGCCAUUAAAAAGAAAAAGAUGGGAGUCGUGUGUCAAUCUGCAUAUCCGUCUGAUGGAGGAUCCAGUGGGUCCUUACACAACCUCUUCCAUUUGUUCUCUGGAAUGUGCCAUGGGCUGGCAGAGCUGGUGGUUAGAAAUUGUUGGGGGGAAAACUAGUGGGAGCGUCAUCUUUUCAUGGGUUCGUUGGCUGGGUCUGAAUAAUUGAAAUAGUUUGUGUCUGCCAUUUCAUCCCAGCUGAGGGUGGGGUUUGAGGGACUAGGGGAGCUUUUAGCCGGGACUCUUGAGAGGCGUGGGCCAUUUCCACUUGGGUCGUGCUAUAGAUUUUUGGGAAAUGACAGUGGGAUAAGGGCUCUCGAUUUCUCGACUUUGAUUUGCUGCUGCCCAGAUAUCUGUCGGAGGUCCCUGCUUUGCUCGUGGACUACUACUCUGUUCGCACUAACAUGACGACAUGAAGUGUGAUGUCUUCUAACAUAUUUGUAAUUCAAUUAUUAGCUUCUCCCCCCCCUUUUUUUUUUCCUUGUACAGGCCAUUAUUUUUCUUCAUCAAUUUCUGUUUUGGAUGUAAACGGUUGGUAUCUCACAGUCGCAUCCUUCCACAUUAUUAUUAUUACUACCAAUAAUACAAGAGAGAGGGCCACAGUUUUUUCGGUUCA
Molecule: messenger RNA, 2796 nt
Organism: Coffea arabica (coffee)
Lineage: Eukaryota; Viridiplantae; Streptophyta; Magnoliopsida; Gentianales; Rubiaceae
Source: RefSeq, a predicted model, not a curated record